Xyrauchen texanus (razorback sucker) is the source of this 6076-nucleotide messenger RNA. RefSeq names its product adenylate cyclase type 6-like. NCBI's taxonomy places the organism in Eukaryota, Metazoa, Chordata, Actinopteri, Cypriniformes, Catostomidae. Gene Ontology annotation, cellular component: plasma membrane. The transcript is spliced from 23 exons. The coding region runs from base 366 to 3890 and encodes 1174 amino acids. Gene Ontology annotation, biological process: adenylate cyclase-inhibiting G protein-coupled receptor signaling pathway; cAMP biosynthetic process; adenylate cyclase-activating G protein-coupled receptor signaling pathway. Gene Ontology annotation, molecular function: adenylate cyclase activity. The record is from RefSeq and is a predicted model, not a curated record.
AUGACUAACGUGUCUGUAUCGCCAAGCGUGCGCAAGAAUGUUAUCAUCCACCAGUCACUCGCUGUACACACGCGCUGCAGGACAAGGGACAGUUUCACUCCGCGCGUUUGCCAAUAAGACACGAAGCGUAUUUCGCUGCUGAUUCAUGGGGGUUUUGACUCUGGUGGCUGGUAGAUGCAGAGGACUUCACGCUGUACAAGAAUUGUCUAUUGACCCUGCGCUUUAAGUGGGUGUCCCGGAACUCUGAGACAAACCCUGUGAAUGUGUUCAGAAGAAAGCUGGUAAUAUUAUCUCUCUAUAUUAGAGUAAAUGCAGUGCCUUGCUAAAGAGAGCAGUGUCGCCACACAAAGAGGAAGCCACACAGGAUGUCUUGGGUCAACGGCUUUAAAUCUGCAAGAGUGGAACACCAGAAGACAGCAUGGGGUGAACGCAAUGGCAGGAAGUCAAGGCGUAAGAGGGACUCGUCCCUGUGCAACCCACGCUACAUGAGCUGUCUUCGGGACCCAGAGACCAUAGGGUCUCCAUCACAACACUGCUCCCGUGCAGCAGGGGGCGCCACUAGCAGCAACUUCAGCACACGCUGUGUCUGGCAGGAAGACCACUAUGGCAGAAAGGGUGAUGUGGGGCUGAGAGCUGUGGACCUGGCCUUUGAAGAUGUUGAAUUGAAGCAAACAAAAGAUGGAGAGGACCAGGAUGAUGGUGGAGAAGAGAGGAAGGGUCCCAAUAUGAAUUUUUUGGCUUGCCUGAUACGUUUGACUCACAUCUUUGAGUCCAAGAAGUUCCAAUCGGCCAAGCUUGAGCGAUUGUAUCAGCGAUACUUCUUCAGGCUAAACCAGAGCUCUCUUACAAUGCUGAUGGGAGUGCUGGUUGUGGUAUGUGGGGUCAUGAUGACUUUCCACUGCAUCCAAGGUCCACCUGACAUUGCAUACGCCUCUGUGCUCUCUGUAGCCAUGGGCCUGUUCUUGGCCUUGAUGGUGUUGUGUAACAGAAAUGGCUUCCACCAGGAAUAUAUGUGGAUAGUGAGCUACCUGGUAAUGGGGGUGUUAGUGGUGGUCCAGGUGUUUGGAGUGUUGAUGGUGGCUCCCCGCAGUGCAUCUGAAGGGAUCUGGUGGACAGUAUUCUUUAUCUACAUCAUCUACACAUUGUUGCCUGUGCGUAUGAGAGCGGCUGUGAUUACCGGGGCUGUGCUCUCCACAAUUCAUUUUAUUACAGCAUGGAGACUCAACCUUGAUGACAGCUUCCUCUGGAAACAGUUAUGUGCCAAUGCGCUGAUAUUCCUGUGCACCAACAUCAUUGGCAUCUGCACACACUACCCAGCUGAAGUAUCUCAGAGACAGGCCUUCAGAGAGACUAGAGGAUACAUCCAGGCCAGAAUUCACCUUCAGAGAGAGAACCAGCAGCAGGAGCGCCUGCUGCUCUCAGUGUUGCCAAGGCAUGUUGCCAUGGAGAUGAAGGCAGACAUCAAUGUCAAGAAAGAGGAUACGAUGUUCCACAAGAUCUACAUCCAGAAACAUGACAACGUCAGUAUCCUGUUUGCAGACAUAGAGGGCUUCACCAGUUUGGCAUCGCAGUGCACAGCCCAGGAGCUGGUGAUGACACUUAAUGAGCUUUUUGCUCGCUUUGAUAAAUUGGCCUGGGAAAACCACUGUUUACGGAUCAAGAUUCUGGGGGACUGUUAUUACUGUGUGUCUGGACUUCCAGAAGUGAGGACAGAUCAUGCUCACUGCUGUGUGGAGAUGGGGGUGGACAUGAUCGAGGCCAUCUCAUUGGUGCGUGAGGUCACAGGAGUCAAUGUGAACAUGCGUGUGGGCAUACACAGUGGCCGUGUGCACUGCGGGGUGCUCGGGCUGCGCAAAUGGCAGUUUGAUGUCUGGUCCAAUGAUGUCACACUGGCCAAUCAGAUGGAGGCUGGAGGCAAAGCAGGGCGGAUCCACAUCACCAAAGCCACACUGCAGUAUUUAAAUGGAGACUAUGAGGUGGAACCAGGCUUUGGAGGAGACAGAAACACAUACCUGAAAGACAACAACAUUGAGACUUUUUUUGUGCUUGGUUGUUCUCAGAAAAGGAAAGAAGAAAAAGCCAUGAUGGCUAAGAUGCAGCGUGCCAGAGCCAACUCUUCAGAGGCGCUGAUAGCUCGCUGGGUUCCUGACAGAUCUUUCUCCAGAACGAAAGAUUCCAAAGUCUUCAGACAGAUGGGCAUAGAUGAAGCCUCCAGCAAAGAUAACCGAUGUACACAAGAGACUCUGAAUCCAGAAGAUGAGGUCGAUGAGUUUUUAGGUCGUGCAAUUGAUGCUCGCAGCAUCGACCAGCUGCGAAAAGACCACGUCAAGAAAUUCCUGCUAACAUUCCAAACACCUAUUCUGGAGAAAAAGUACUCCAAAAAAGUGGAUGAUCGUUUUGGCAGUUACGUGGCUUGCACCCUCCUCGUCUUUUGCUUCAUUGUUUUUAUUCAAAUCAUCAUCUUACCGCAUACACCCUUAAUGCUGGGCAUGUUCAUCAGCAUCUUUGUUAUCCUCGCCCACGUCCUUUUUAUAUGUGCCAUUUACUCCUGCGUUAAGCUUUUUCCAGUUACCUUACAGACAGUGUCAAAGAGGAUAGUUCAAUCACGUAUUAAUAGCACGCUAGUUGGAGUCUUUACCAUUCUGCUUCUCUUCAUCUCUGCCUUUGUUAAUAUGUUUACCUGUGACCGAGACAAACUGCUAGAAUGUGUGGCCAAACAGCUUAAUAUUUCUGGUCCAGUUACUGUGUGUCUGCUGCAUAAUUUGACUCAGACAGCAGAGGACCCCCUCACUCUGUGUCCUGACCAGAUUUCACCAUGUCUUUUUCCCGAGUACUUCACUUACAGUGUGCUGCUGACUCUGCUGUGCUGCUCGGUGUUCCUGCAUAUCAGCAGUAUAGGCAAACUGAUCCUCACAAUCUUCAUCCAGAUCUUCUUCCUUCUACUGGUGGAGUGGCCCCUGGUCAGUCUGUUAGACAACGCCGACCUGUUUGUUACCGCCAAUGCACUGUCUACUUUCAAUGGAACAGAGCCUUGCCCGGAAAGGGUGACUAAAGUGUCUCUGAGGGUGAUGAUUCCAGUUAUCCUCACUGUGUUUGUACUAGCUCUCUACCUGCACGCACAGCAGGUCGAGUCCACAGCUCGCCUUGACUUCCUGUGGAAGCUACAAGCCACUGAGGAGAAAGAAGAGAUGGAGGAGCUUCAGGCCUACAAUCGUCGUCUCCUUCACAACAUCCUGCCCAAAGAUGUGGCUGCCCACUUCCUUGCUAGAGAGCGUCGAAACGAUGAGCUUUACUACCAGUCGUGUGAAUGUGUAGCCGUUAUGUUUGCCUCCAUCAGCAACUUCUCUGAGUUCUAUACUGAGCUGGAAGCCAACAAUGAGGGUGUAGAAUGUCUGAGACUACUCAAUGAGAUCAUUGCUGACUUUGAUGAUAUCAUUUCUGAGGAGAAAUAUAAACAAUUAGAGAAGAUCAAAACUAUUGGUAGUACAUACAUGGCAGCAUCUGGACUGAACGACUCGACGUACGACAAAGAAGGCCGCACACAUAUUCUAGCCUUGGCUGACUAUGCCAUGAGACUACGAGAACAGAUGAAGUACAUCAACGAGCACUCCUUCAACAACUUUCAUAUGAAGAUCGGUCUGAACAUUGGGCCAGUGGUUGCUGGUGUAAUUGGAGCCAGAAAGCCUCAGUAUGACAUAUGGGGAAACACAGUGAAUGUGUCCAGUCGCAUGGACAGCACAGGUGUACCCGAUCGUAUCCAGGUGACAACUGACCUGUACCACGUACUAGAAAGUAAGGGCUACCAGCUUGAGUACCGUGGACUUGUAAAAGUGAAGGGGAAAGGAGACAUGACCACUUACUUCCUCAACAGUGGUCCCGUCUGCAGUUAACAAUGACCAAAUGCCUUUAAAUGCACUGAAAUGCAGGAAGGACAACAGAAGGCUCUGAAUGGGAUUUGGGCUUUACCUUAAGCAGAUCCAAAUACAACUCAUAAGCUCUGUCUCAUGUGAGCAUUAACGGGCAUUGGUAGUAUUUAAUAUGUGCACAUCUUGCGAAUAAUUCUCAUUCUGAGCGAUGCUCACAGGCUACCUGAAGGAUUUAAUGAACCAAAAACUGUUGCCUUAGAUGGAGAUGACUGUGGAGAAGGCCUUGUUUUCUUUUAUUUUGUGGGAAAGACUACUUCCAUACCAAAAGUUGAAUUCUUUAUUUAUUUGGACAGAUUUUUAAACCAUGUAAAUAAAGAGACAUGACCAUGAUUAUAGAUAUGCAAGCAUCAAGAAGAAACUGAUCAAAGAUCAAAGUCUUUGAUAUAGAAACACUACACACACACACACACACACACACACACACACACACACACAACGGUCACUUGAGAUGUCUGAACAAGUGCCAGGAACGGUUAUUCAAUUGUCUGGUUUUCCUUUUUUUGGCCCUAUGUCACUCAUAGGGCAGUAUUUACUGUAAAUGACAAGUUCUAUGACAAGACACUAAAGCAAAAACAAAACAAAAAAAUCAAGUCUUCAUUAAAGGCCUUAGAGACAGAGGAAUCCUAAAUUCCAGUUACUUGUAUUUACAAUUGCUAUGAUUUAUGAUUGAUACAAAUGUUUUUCUGUUAGGUUUUGUGUACAACUGAAGAAACUUAAAUGAAGAACAAGAAAUUGUAUUGGAAUAAUACAUUUUGCUUUCUCAAUUUGGUCAUUUAUGUGUGUGGCUGGGGAGAGUGAGUGAGCGUGUUUGCGAGUGAAUGCAGGGGCUAAUGUCUGCGUAAAUACAGUGUAUUAUCUUUAAAGGGUGUAACAGCUCACUGUGAGGUUUAUAUGAUUAAUUUAAUUACUUUUUUUUGCCAAAUUAAGUGCUGAAGGGUGUGUCUAUAAAUGCUUCAUAUGUCUUUGUCCAUCCUCUGUUAACAGAUCAUUUCCCUCCCAUUUGAGUUCAGUAUUGUAUUCCACAAAUUGCAGCGCUUUAUUCAUUCCUACAGAAAUUACUGAAAAUACGACCAUAUGACCAUGACCUCCGCAUAGCUGUAGAAUGAUAUAGUCUGCUUAAGACUCUUGUAAAUUGGUGUAAAUGUGCAGACAAUGGCCAUAAGUGUUAGUGGAUCCUUAAAAAAAAGUGACUGGACUGCAAAGUUGUCCAUUUUACAGUGUUUGGCAAAAGUCAAUUUUAGCAUUUCCUCACUAGUGCCCUUAUUCAUGGUAAUAAAAAAAACUAUUAUGCAAUUACCGGUCAAAAACAAAGGUUUUCACUGCUGCAGAGUAUUUUUGUCAUAUAAUUGAACAUUGCCACUGUAUAGACAGGCACAUCUAUGAUUAUUGCUGAAAAACAUUCUUCCCCUUCAUUAAGCAUUUCAUGAUAAACAUGUAAGCUGUUUGACAUUCUAACCUUGUCUUGGAUACAAAAACACAUAAUUUUUUUAUAUGUUUGUGGUACAUGGACCUUUCAAAUCAUUUUCAUUGGAAAGGUGGCAAAAAAUAAAUAAAUUGGGUGUUUUAUUAAAGCAUGUUGUGUCUCAAUAUCUUAUCCACCAACCACAUUUUACAUUGUACAGAUUUGUGCAAUUUGUCUUUCAUAUCUGCAUGUUUUAUCUGCUCAUUUUAAAGUUCACUCUAAAAUAAAAAUGUUGCAUCAUUUACUCACCCUCAUACUGUUCUACCAUUGAACAUAAAUGGAAAUGUUAGGCAGAAUGAUCAUCACAGUCACCAUUCUCUAUCAGUGUAUGAAAAUAAAUGGUAACUGAGGUUGUCGGUCACUACUCAACAUAUUUUGUGUCCCACAGAAGAAAGUCAUUGAGUGCUGAAAAAUGUGACCUAAACAGUAUUAGUUAUGGUAUAUCAUCACCAUCAACCAAAAUCACCAUCACCAUCAAACUUAAAGGGAUAGUUCACCCAAAAAUGAAAACGAUCUAAUUUACUCAACCUCAUGCCAUCCUAGAUGUGUAUGACUUACUUCAGCAGAACACAAAUUAAGAUGUUUAGAAGAAUUUCUCAGCUCUGUUGGUCCAUACAAUGCAAGUGAAUGGUGACCAGACAAUUGAAGCUCCAAAAAGCACAGAGAGGCAGCAUAAAUGUAAUUCAUA